AUGAAAGACUAAUAAGAAUAUUUAUGGAUUUUUGAUUUUAAAAUUAAAUAUUUAAGAUAAAUAUUAACAGAAGUCAAAGCAAAUUAUAAAAAUGUUUUUGAGACAGAAAUUAUUAUUGAUAAUUAAAGUAGAAGAAUUAUUGCAAAUGAAUUUUGUUAUUUUGGAGAAAUCAUAGAAUUAAAGGAUAAAAUUUAAAAAAACUAUUGUGAAAAUUCUAAUAAAAACAAUCAAUUAAUUGCUGCCUAAUAAUAUUACAACGCAUUAAAAUUAUAUCCUUUUAAUGGAAAGUUUUAUUUUGUAUUAGCAACUUUAAAUAAAUUAAAUGAGGAUGAUUUUUCUGCCAUUUAUUAUUGCAUAAGAGCUCUUUACAGUGUACAAGGUUUUUAAUGUAAAGAGAAGUUAUAAGAAUUUUUAGAAUAAACAAGAUUAAAAUGCAUUUAAUUUGAGAAAGAAAACAAUAACUACGGAUUUAUUUAAGUUGAGAAUUAUUUUAAAAUGUUCGUUUUGCACUUUUACAGUUACACAAACAUAGUAUUAACAAAAAUAAGUAUAGAAAGUAUAAAAUCUCACUGUAUAAUGUUUAAAUAUUUGCAAAAUCAUAUAUAAUAUUUACUAACUUAAAUAAGUUAAGAGAAACUAGAAAAAGAAUGCAUUCUUCUAUAAUUUAUUGUUAAUAUAAUAAUUUUUACAUUAAAUAAAUUCCAAGAACACAUAUAAGAAAUUAAUGAUUUAUCCGUAAAAAUUUUAGAAUAAAAUUAAAUUGCGAGUGAAUGUUUAAAAUUCACAUAUGGGUUACUUAAUCAUAUUUUCGAAUUAUACACUGUUGACCCUAAUAAAUAUUCAAUAAAUCUUGUUUUGCCCAUUCUUUAUUACUUUAUUGAAAAUCAAGUAAUUGCAGAAUAUCUAUUUAGUAAAUAUCCAGGGUAAAUGUCCCUUUUUAAUAUAAUUCUAUAAAAAACUUAAAAAAAAUUUGAUUAAAUUAUUCAAAAUUUUUAAACAGAAGAAAUUGAUUUUGAAGAAUUGGCUUCUAAUUAUUUGAAUGAUUUAGAAAUGGAUAUUAUUGGAUAUAAACCUUUAUAUUCUUAUUUUGAAAAGUAUAAGAAAAAAAAGCUUGUUUUAGGAGAUAUAAAUUUGAUGUUUCCUGUAAAGCUUUUUAUUAUCAAAACUUAAAUGGAAAAAAUAAAAUCUUUUGUAAAGCAAGAAGAAGGAUAAAAUAUUUAAAAUGAAGAAGAAUUAGAGGACGAUUUUUAAUAAUUGUUUUUUAUGAAUAAAAAUAAAAUUAUUCCUUAAAAAAAAUUGCUUAUUAUCAUAGAUGGUAUGAAUGUAGCUAUUAGAUUUGGUUAGUCUUAAUUUAGUUCCAAAGGUAUCUAAAUUGCUGUCGAUUUUUGGAUUAAACAUAAUGCUGAUGUUCAUGUUUUCUUACCUGAUUUUUGUUUUAGUUAAGAUUAAAUAGAAAAAAAGAGAAAUAAAGAUAAAGUAAAUAAUAUUUUCCAUUUUUUAUAUUUUCAAAUAUUAAUUAAAAAAAAUAAAAAUAGCAAGAAUUGAAUAUUAAAAUAAUACCUGAUG
Messenger RNA from Ichthyophthirius multifiliis, 1566 nucleotides. RefSeq lists its product as hypothetical. The record is from RefSeq and is a predicted model, not a curated record. Gene Ontology annotation, cellular component: telomerase holoenzyme complex. Gene Ontology annotation, molecular function: protein binding; telomerase RNA binding; telomeric repeat DNA binding. The transcript has 5 exons. Lineage: Eukaryota; Ciliophora; Oligohymenophorea; Hymenostomatida. Gene Ontology annotation, biological process: nuclear-transcribed mRNA catabolic process, nonsense-mediated decay.